This is a messenger RNA of Fulvia fulva, 525 nucleotides long. RefSeq lists its product as uncharacterized. The record is from RefSeq and is a predicted model, not a curated record. The coding region runs from base 1 to 525 and encodes 174 amino acids. NCBI's taxonomy places the organism in Eukaryota, Fungi, Ascomycota, Dothideomycetes, Mycosphaerellales, Mycosphaerellaceae. The transcript is spliced from 2 exons.
AUGCAGACCUUGACAAUAUGCCAGGACGAAGACGUAGAAGCAGUCAAGGGCAAGUUCACGGCUUUCAUGGAGCAGGUGGAUAGUGCCAGCAGGGACCUCAGGAUGGGCAACUUCAACGAUCUUAAUCGGCCCGAGCCAGUCUCUUACUUCGGUCAGGUACUGAUGCCCGACUUCAUCAGAGCGGAACAGAUUGCAGGGAAGGCUACUGGGACAAAGGCAUCUGCACCGAAGGUCAAGCCCAAUGUGUUCCGUGCAGUCUUCGAGCGUGCUCACGCGGACUUCUUGGCCCAGCAGACGACCUUCGAGACUGGGUGCAAGGAACAGCUCGAUAUAUCAGGCACGAAGAUCGAGGCUGACUUCAAGGGUCGUUUCACUACAAAGAAAGGCGCAGGUGCCCAGACCUCGAAGGGCACGAAGAUCAUGGUGGAUGCAGCCAAUAAGGCGCUGAAGGAUGUGGAGAAGGUCCAGGCGCAGCUGGCUGAGUGUGAGCGGUGGGAGCGUGAGGCGACUGAUGGAGCGCAAUAG